Phlebotomus papatasi is the source of this 7211-nucleotide messenger RNA. RefSeq lists its product as uncharacterized. Bases 766 to 5127 code for a protein of 1453 amino acids. The transcript is spliced from 2 exons. The record is from RefSeq and is a predicted model, not a curated record. Lineage: Eukaryota; Metazoa; Arthropoda; Insecta; Diptera; Psychodidae.
ACAGUACAGAAGCUCCAACGAUUUCAGUUCAAUGUGGAACACCAAACGAGGAGGAUCGCACCCACAAGAAGUUAUUAAAUUGAAAAUUUUCGUGUGAAAAAUUUGGAAAUUUUUUAACACUUGAUAGAAGUAAUUAAAGAUUGGAUGCAUUGUGCUUAAGAACAUUGUAGUGAUUUAUCAAAAGGACAAAAGUUAUUGUUAUAAUUGAGCAAAAAAAGGUGUGCAAGCUAUAUAAAGAGAUCUAAUAUUUAGCCAAGACUUUUCCCUUGAGGAAUUUUCAUUGACGUCGACCAAAGUGAUUCACUCAGUAUUUUCUCGUGGGAAAAAUUAUAAAUAAAUUCUUCUAAACUUACCUAGAAUACAUGCAAAAGUGAUAGAUUGCCAGUAUUUUGAAUAUUAACUCAUACUAUCUUGUGACUUUAAUAACUUUAUAAUCGCGGAAUCUGAUGAAAAAGACAACACAAAAGUGAAAAGUUCUUUGACUCCUUGCUUUAUUAUAUCAGUGGGAAAUGUAUUGAAAAUUGUGUUAAUAAAUUUUCAUUUUCUAUACAACACCCUCGCAUCCGUUCUCUCUCUGGAUGUUGUAAUCCAAUUUUCUAUAUAAAGUUCAAUCGCGGAAAACGCAUUUGUGUGUGCUCGGAAUACCAAAAAUAACAUCCCGAUUGAUUGUAAAACCCAUCAAGAAGCAGAUCAACUGGAAAAUACCAGAGGAAAAACACUCAUUGGACUUCUGUUGAAUAAUUUCUAGGAAUUUUCCGGACAAGAAUGUCUUUCUGCAGGAUUACAGGGAGGUCUAAGGGGCUUCCUAAGCCCAAUUACUUCCCCCUUCUACCCCCAAUUUCCCCUGUUGAUGCCAAAAGAUACUGCAGGAUCACAGGGAAAGCCUACGGAUUACCUUCUCAUCAUUUUAUCCCUGUUCACCUAAGUGCAGCCACUCAGAAGAUCAAUUGCAGGAUCACAAAUGUAGCUGAUAAACUAGGACCGCAUCACUACGCCCCGGAUGUGAAUUAUGGUAAAAGGAAGCAUACAAUCUUGGCUGAUUAUCGAUAUGUCUAUCCGAUAUUUGACGAAACCAACGAUACCCAGAAGCACCUUUUGGACCUUAUGAACACCAAAAUAAUUGAUGAUGGGAAUUUUGUAUACCAAGUUGAAGAAAGGAAGUACAAUCUUGUCUUUCCUGCCAAAUUGGAAGCAGCCGUUCGCGAUGGGGAUGUCCGAGAUGUGAUGCUAGCAAAAAAUUCUGACACAAUCCUCCUAAAGAUGCGUCAAGGAAAGAAUGUUUCUGUGGAUCUUCAGGACUUCCCGGACGAGCAUUGUGUGAAUCUCUUCGAAGGCGAAGGACCACGUCAGGAUGUUCUCCUUGAGCGUGAGCGCGAGGAAAAGCGCAAGAGAAAACGCCAGAAAAAUCUCAGUCAAAUGACAAAGAUUUUCGAGGAGAAAGACAAGAGUGGCGACACCAAGUCUACGAGAAAAAUCAAAAAGAUCAAAACUGAAGAGAAAAAUCACAAUAGAAGUAUUUUUAUGCUUGAGAGUAAAGCCACGACAGCAUCACUAAUUUCAUCACCAGAAUGCGAUGAUUUGGUGAAUCCUCUGUUGGAAUCAUGGAAUUGGGAUACUUAUGAGAAAGUUGCUUCAUCGGUCAUCAACAAAAAAUCCCCUAUUGUCCUCCCUAGUCCAGUCAAAGUGACCCCUAUUGAGAUUGAACCUAGGGAUUUGUCCAAAUUGGACCUUGCAGUGAUAGAGAAUACUUCGGGAUUUGAAGCUAUUGCCUGCAUAAGUCCUCCCCCAAUUUUCAUCCCAAAUCCCAUGGACAGAAACAUUGUACAACACCUCAGAGAUUUAAAUGAAGAGGAUCUUGAGAUGACAGCAAAUGUGAAUGAGAAACUGGAAAGAGUUGAAGGCGGUAUUGAAAUGUUGCCAACUGAAUCUGAACUCCCACUUGUGCUUGAAAAUAUCAAGACAGGCAAAUCGAGUCAAUUGGCCAAUGUCAAGGGGCUCAAGUUGGACAUCAAUGCAGCCAGGCGAGUAUUCCUGGCCGGUCAGAAUAUUCCCACACCAGAUGGGGAUGUUUUUGUACCAGGGCAAACAGUUACAACCCCUAGGGGUCCUGUUUACGUUCCCGGAUUGACAAUAAACACCCCUCUGGGUGCUUCCUUUAUUCCUGGAAGCAUCCUCUCCGGUACGAAAGACUCUCCCAAUCAACCUGUUUUCGCAGCUGGACAAAUUAUCGACGAUGACUUCAUUCCCGGACAGACAAUUCACACCCCAAAUGGACCUUGCUUUAUCGAGGGACAGACAAUUCUAACUCCCGAAGGAUUCAAAUUUCUCGCAGGUGUACACGAUCCCAAAACCGAUCAAUUCAUCUGUGGUCAGAAUAUUUCCACCCCGGAGGGUGUUCGCUUUGUUCCUGGACAAACCAUUACCACAGAAGAUGGAGAAAAAUUCAUAGCCGGACAGAGUGUCCCAAGCCCAAAUGAAGAUAACGGCUGGAAGUUCAUCCAUGGUCAGACUGUGAACAAUGAAUUUCUCCCAGGAAAAGUAAUCUCAAGCGAUGAAGGAAGUAAAUUUAUCCCAGGUCUCUCAGUCGGUGACAAAUUUGUCCCUGGCAUCACGUCAUGCUGUGAUGAUGAAUUGACAUUUAUUCCUGGGAUAAAUGUGGAGACAAAGCAAGGUCCACAAUUCAUCGAGGGCACCAUUAUUGACACAGACAACGGCCAGACAUUCAUGCCUGGGAAAGUUUUGAAAAGUUCUGAAGGACUCUUUGACUUUGCUGUCGCUCAGUCCGUUCACGAUGUAAUCUUCCGUGAACCAACCCAACGGGGCUUUGUCAUUGAUCCACUGAAUUUUGAUGCCAGUACACCCAAUGUAUCUGUCUUUGGUCAUAUGAUUCAAACCCCAGCUGGCAUUGAGUUCUAUCCGGAGAAAGUCAAGGAAGAACAUCUUCCCCCAGGCAAAAUCAUCCCAGGGCGCCUAAUUCGUCAAGAUGAGGGAACAAAGUUUAUUCCUGGCAUAAAAUCCGACAAUGGUUUCAUCCCUGGCCAAUUGAUCUGGACAGAAAAGGGCGAGCAAUUUGUCCCCGGACAGGUGAUUGAGACAUCUGAAGGGUUGAAAUUCGUUCCUGGACAGGUUAUUGAGACAAAGAGUGGAAGUAAAUUUGUUCCUGGUCAGGUGAUGGAGACCAGUGAGGGAGCACGCUUUGUUCCCGGACAGAUUGUUCAGACAAAAUCCGGACCGACAUUUAUUCCCGGACAGGUGAUUACAACAGACGAAGAGGGUGAGAGAUUUGUACCUGGUCAGGUAGUAGACACUCCCGAUGGACCACGAUUUGUCCCCGGACGUGUCCUGGAAACCGAAGAUGGUGCAACUUUUAUUCCAGGACAAAUUGUCGAGACAGCAGACGGGCCCAAAUUCAUAGCUCCCGAUCUCACAGACAACGAAGAAGGAGAGCAGGAAUUCUCAGUUCAGAGUUUCCUUGUCACUCCGGAGGAAUUGAAACUGGUUAAAUCUUCAAAUACAUUCCCAACAGCCCCAAGUGAGAGGGGUGAGUUGAGUAUCGAUAGCAAAAUAAUGAGACAACUAUCCGAAGCAGGAAUGAGCAUAGGGAGACAGAUUGAAGCAUCAGCAGUAGACUUGGUACUCCAGAGUACAAAAGAAAAACAGAUAGUACAUCAAUUUGUGGAGAAUCUCACCCUCCCGGAACAACUCUCUGAGGAGAAAACCACCGAAAUGUUCGGGAAUAUAAAGUCAAUUGCACAAAUUGUGAGUGGGAGGAAGAUUCUUGAAAAUAUCACAUGUAGACAGGCUAAAUUCACCGAUGACGAUACAGUUAAAGCUGCCGAGUGCAUUGUGGAACUUGUCAAGAAAAUUGUCAGAGAUGAAGAUAAAUCUGUGAUGAUUUUUGAGACAAUUGCCCAGACACUUGAGGCACAUGAGGUAGAUCUUCUGAAAAUUGAGAAAAUUGCUCGAGAUCCCGCCUGUCAGCUCAAGAUCAUCUCCAUGAUACGUGAUUCACUCGAAAGAGACAUCAAUGAAUGUGAAAUCUUGCAGAAGAUCACCCAGUGUGCAAAUGUCGAGGAGAGCUGGAUGAUGAAUCAGAUUGGACAGAUACUUCGAGAUGAAAGCAUGAAUGAUUCCCUAAAGGCAAUUGUCAGUACUCAUCCAAAGAUUAUAUACAAGAUAAUCAGUCAUUUGAGAGACUCAAAGCACUCAAUCACUACCAAUGAGGCAGCCAUAGAAACGCUCCAUCGAGCUAUAAUCUCGGCUGUCGAGGAUGUCACCAAUGCUGACCUUCAACGUGUCUACCUGACGAAUGAACCAUCAGCUGACCAGCUCGUGAAAGAUGUCAUCUCUCUAGCCAAAGCCCUUGAACUUCCUGCCCUUGACAUUAACACAGGAUCUGCCAUUGAUACUCUCUCAGCCUUUCUGGCCACAGAACAAGGAGCUGAGCUCCUUCGUCGGGUCAUACUGAUACAUAAACUCUCAGAUACCAAUCCCAAUGUAGCAGAAGCCCUCGAUGAACUCCGACAGAGCCCAUUUAGCGUAAGAAGAAAUCCCCAAUUUUGUGAAUUAGUCCGACAAAGUGGAUGCCUAACGAUCCCUUAUGAAAAACGCCAACUCCUCGAAAACUCCUCCCAAUUGCCAAAUGCCAUUCUCUUCACUGACAACCAACUAGCCCUUGAAGACUUCCUAGUGAGACGUCGAGGCAAAAACCGUGGAGCAUUUCUUAUUGUCAAGAACACCUUCCAAGGAGUAGUUCCUCGAGAACUUAGUCGCGAUGUUCUAACAGGGAAAUGCUCCUACACGCUUUUGGACGAAGAUGGAAUAUGUCACUUUGAACCCCUUCAUGUCUUCACAGCCCUCAAUCUUGUCACUUCCCGACCACAGCACAGAUUCUCCAUGUACCACAGUGAUGUGGCAAUGGAAGAUUCUGGGCCAGGGGUUGAUGACAUCAUGUCAUCAGCUUCAAAAUGUACAGCCCUCGGAGCAGUUGCUUCAAAAAUGAUGAUGUACCGCGAUCAAAUUAAUUGUAUUCCCCUCCUGCGGAACUACCGACACUACCCCUAUCAUCUUCUUCCUUCACCCUUCUAUCCCCCUGUAUCCCAUGUGAUCGCUUCUGUUAGGUACUAAAUCUCUACAUUCUUCUGGUGAGGAUCAAUAAGCCUAUCGUGACUUCAGAUCCUUACCGAAAGAACGUUCUGUCCUAAGAAAAAUUCACAUAUCCUCACGUCGACCCAUUGUUCCAAGGUAGUAAGAGUCAUAAUCAAGAAAAGGAAUACUAGAAAUUGAUAUCUCUUGGUUAACACAUUAAGUUACUUAUUAAGCCCUUAAUAAGUACUUAACUUUAAGUAAUUGUAGACCAACAAACUACUUGUUAAAUGUGUGAAAAUGAGGCAAUUAUAGUACAAUUUUAUCUCGUGUUAGCCCUAUUCUCGGAAAUCGAUGUCUCCCGGCCAACACAUUAAGUACUUAUGAAUCCCUUAAUAAGUACUUAAUCUUAAGUAGUUGCAGAACAAUUUGUUGUUCUGCAGUUUGCUACUUGUCAAAUGUAUGGAAAUGAGAUAAUCCUAGUAACAUCUUACUUUGUGUUAGCACUACUGAAAAUCGAUAUUCCUUGCUAACAUAUUAAGUACUUAUUAAGCCCUUAAUAAAUACUUAAUUUUAAACAGUUGUAGAACACCUAACUACUUGCCAAAUGUAUGGAAAUGAGACGAACCUAGUAACACGUUACAUUGUGUUAGCACUACUCAAAAUCAAUAUUUCCUGAUAACGCAUUAAGUACUUAUUAAGCUCUUAAUAAAUACUUAAUUUUAAAUAGUUGUAGAUUGUAGAACACCUAACUACUUGCCAAAUGUAUGGAAAUGAGACAAUAUCUUAGUAACAACUUACCUCGUGUUAGCCCUACUGAAAAUCGAUAUCUCUCGGCUAACACAUUAAGCACUUUUUAAGCCCUUAAUAAGUGCUUAAUUUGAAGUAAGUGUAAAACACCGAACUACUUGCCAAAUGUUUAGAAAAGAGACAAUAUCUUAGUAACAUCUUACCUCAUGUUAGCCUUAUUUCCGGAAUUCGAUGUCUCCCGGUUAACACAUUAAGUACUUAUUAAGCCCUUAAUAAGUGCUUAAUUUUAAGUAAGUGUCAAAUAUAAAACUACUUGCCAAAUGUAUGGAAAUGAGACCAUCCUAGAAACAUCUCACCUUAUGUUAGCACUAUUGAAAACUGAUAUCUCCCGACUAAUACAUUAAGUACUUUUUAAGCCCUUAAUAAGUACAUAAUCUUAAGUAGUAAGUGCAGAAAAACGAACUACUUGCCAAAAGUAUGGACAUAAGACAAUUCUAAUAACAUCUCACGUGUUAGCACUAGUGAAAAUCGAUAUCAAUUGCAAACACACUAUCUCCAUUAAGCCCUUAACAAGUGCUUAAUUUUAAGUAUUUGUAGACCAACAAACUACUUGCCAAAUGUAUGGAAAAAUGAGACAAUCCUAGUAACAUCUUACCUCGUGUUAGCACUACUGAAAAUCGAUAUCUCCCGGCUAAUACAUUAAGUACUUAUUAAGCCCUUAAUAAGUGCUUAAUCUUAAGUAGUUGCAGAACAAAUGUAUGGAAAUGGACAAUCCUAGUAACAUCUCACCUUGUGUUAGCCCUAUUUCCGGAAUUCGACGUCUCCCGGCUAACACAUUAAGUACUUAUUAAGCCCUUAAUAAGUACUUAAUACAAAUAAAUUUUCUUGAAAUUCUUUAAUUCGCAUAAUUUUCCUAAAAUACCUUCACCUGCAAAUGGAGACUAGGAGAUAUGGAGAAAAUUGAAAAAUCGUGGGAUGUCUGCUCUCUCUAAAUGCGAGCAAUAAAAUAGACCAUACACCUUAUAUAAUGACCCAAAACAUUGAAAAUACAUUUCUGAGUGACUCAGUUUAGGAAAAUUGGACAGGGAAAAAGCCGAUUUUUCGAGGUAAACAACUGCCAGAGAUUUGGCCCAAUAUUUGACUUCAAUUAAAAUAUCACAAAGUAAAACAGAAGAGCCAGAAGAUUAAUUAGGAUUCCCAAUUAUACUGAUUCACUUGCUGUCACUCAUUCUUUUUAUAUAUCAAAAAUUUAUUUACAAGAAGAAAAAAAACUCUUAUAUAUUGACAUAAUUAAAAGCAAUGUAUGUAUCAUGUAUGAAAAAUUAUUGUAAUAAAAAAAAAACACUGUGAAUAAAAAUGAGGUUUUUCUAAAUAAA